Messenger RNA from Phycomyces blakesleeanus NRRL 1555(-), 883 nucleotides. RefSeq lists its product as hypothetical. The record is from RefSeq and is a predicted model, not a curated record. The transcript has a single exon. Lineage: Eukaryota; Fungi; Mucoromycota; Mucoromycetes; Mucorales; Phycomycetaceae. The annotation marks the transcript as partial.
AUGUGUGUUGCUUGCGACAUACCUGCUGCAAGAAAGACUGCUGGAUUUACAGGAUUUGCAAGUACAAACGCCUGUCACAUAUGCAAGCGUCAUUUCACUGUUGUUGCUGGAACAAGUAAGAUCAAUUAUUCUGGAUUCGAUCAUGAGAACUGGGUCUCCCGAACAAAAGAGGAAAAUGCAACCGAAGCUGAGAUGUGGUUCUGCGCAGAAUCUGAUGCAGAGAGAGCUGUUUUGGAGAAGCAGCAUGGCACCCGUUUUUCCGAGUUGCAUCGCCUACACUACUUUGAUCCCGUCCGAUGCACAAUUGUUGAUCCCAUGCACAAUUUGUUUCUUGGGACAGCAAAGCGUAUGAUCAGUGUUUGGAAAGACCUGAGGUAUCUCCCAACUGCUGUUCUCGUCCGUAUGCAACGUCUUGCCGAUGGUAUUCUUGUUCCUCCUGGGUAUGCCAUUUUAUCAACAAAGAUCGAAUCUGGUUUCCCGUAUAUGAAGGCAGACGAGUGGCAAUCGUGGUGUCUGAUUUAUUCGUUGGUGGUACUAAAAGACGCUUUGCCUGAAGACGACUACAAAAACUGGACUCUCUUUGUAAAAGCAUGCCGAAAGUUGACCGGUCCUUCAGUCACAUAUUCAGAAAUUGACAGCGCACACCAGCUCCUUGGAGAAUUUGGAAAAGAGUGUGAGACUCUUUAUGGAGAGAGCAGCAUCACGCCAAAUAUGCACUUGCAUAUGCACUUGCGUGAGUCAAUGCUUAAUUUUGGUCCGGUAUACGCAUUCUGGCUGUAUAGCUUCGAGAGAUACAACGGCAAGUUGAAGAACAUCAAGACGAACCGUCGCAAUGGUCUUGAGGUCACCUUCAUGAGAGUCUUCCUGGAGAAAGCAUUCAUUG